AUGUGUGUAUACACAUUCAUAUGUCCUCAUUCAUAAAGGACCUACAUGGACAACAAGCAGAUACUUCACAACCGCACCACCCAAACUUGUUGGACUGGGGUUAGUGUCUCAAACCUGCCGACAAAGAAAUCCCCAUCGCUCUGUAGUCUGCAGGCAACACCUACUACUCAAACUUUGUGUUACCAAGAAACCGUCAUCAAUCAACACCGUUGGACUUACGACAGGUUGACACAGAAAGGCCUGAAACGCCAAUAGGCAUUUUCACCAGUUGAACAUCAUGUUUGUUGGUGGUCCCAAUACUAGAAAGGACUACCACGUCGAGGAAGGAGAGGAGCUCUUUUUUCAGGUGAAAGGGGACAUGUGUCUGAAGGUGGUAGAGAAUGGCAAACACAAGGAUAUUCAUAUCCGUGAAGGAGAGAUGUUUCUGUUGCCAGCCAGGAUCCCCCACUCCCCCCAGAGACAGGCCAACACCGUGGGCUUAGUGGUUGAGAGAAGGAGGCUUCUGACGGAGACUGACUGCCUGAGGUACUACGUGGAGAACUCGACAGACAUCUUAUUUGAGCGGUGGUUCUACUGCGAAAACCUGGGGACCCAGCUGGUGCCUGUUAUUAAAGAGUUUAUGUCCUCUGAACAACACAGGACAGGAAAGCCAAAUCCAGCUGAAGUCUUCAGACAGCCUCCUUUCCAGCUGAACACCAUGAAUGUGAUGACCCCCUUCUGCUUCAAGGACUGGGUGGACAAACAGCGCCCCUCCCUGACCACGGGCCGUCCCAUCGACAUGUUCGGUGCCCAGUUUGAGACGGAGACUAUGCUAUACGGUCCUGGCCAGACUGAGAUGAGCAGAAGAGAGAGUGAUGUGUGGCUAUGGCAGCUGGAAGGCUCCUCUCAUGUAACUAUGGACAAACAGGAGUACCCUCUUUCUGCAGGAGACAGUCUGCUCAUCCCAGGACUGAGCCAGUGUCAGUGGACGAGGGGGGAGGGGACGGUUUCUCUGUUGGUGAUUCAGAACCCUGAAAGAAAACGACCAUGACCACUGAAACCUGCACACCACACGUACGAUUAAUUUAGGGUUCCACAUGCAACCAAGAUAACCCUGAGAAUGACUACACACUGCAUGAUGGGAGAGUCAAAUAAAAAGGGAAUACGUUUCCACAUGACUACAAUUAUUGCAGAACACAAGUGUUUGUAAAAACGGACCUUACAAAAUACAAAAACAAGUGUACAAUAUCCACAUUUGAUGCAGUGACUAAACUACAUGUAAACACUAAACUAAUAUACGCUAAAUUCCAAUAAUUUCUAUGUUGCUGGAAAUAUUAACAAAUAAUAUAUACUGUUUGUAUGUCAUAAUUAGAUGUUUAUUGUAUACUUAGCAGAUAUUGUACAUCCACAAGGCUGUUGGUGAUGAAAUUAGGAAGUUGGAUUUCACACAUUAUACAUCCUGCGCUUACAUCCAUGGCUAUGGUUUUGUGUCAUUAGUGUGUUUUUGUGACAUUCAUUUGAUACCAUUAGCCUCACCCACCUAGGAACUCCUAGCCUAUAAGAUCAAUAAAAUAUGUGUAUUUCAUGAUGUG
Hypomesus transpacificus is the source of this 1571-nucleotide messenger RNA. RefSeq names its product 3-hydroxyanthranilate 3,4-dioxygenase (gene haao). Lineage: Eukaryota; Metazoa; Chordata; Actinopteri; Osmeriformes; Osmeridae. The record is from RefSeq and is a predicted model, not a curated record. Gene Ontology annotation, cellular component: cytoplasm. The transcript has 10 exons. Gene Ontology annotation, molecular function: iron ion binding; 3-hydroxyanthranilate 3,4-dioxygenase activity. The coding region runs from base 278 to 1030 and encodes 250 amino acids. Gene Ontology annotation, biological process: quinolinate metabolic process; 'de novo' NAD+ biosynthetic process from L-tryptophan.